Molecule: messenger RNA, 760 nt
Organism: Nematolebias whitei (Rio pearlfish)
Lineage: Eukaryota; Metazoa; Chordata; Actinopteri; Cyprinodontiformes; Rivulidae
Exons: 5
Coding region: 125-760 (211 amino acids)
Source: RefSeq, a predicted model, not a curated record
UCAGGAAUAUGAAGGUGUCCUCCUUCGGCCCUGUGCCUGCAGAGCUGGAGUAGCUGCUGUGGAUGUGGGAGGAGAGGCAAGCAGUCAGGAAUGGGCCUGCUCAAAGAAAGGCCACAUCACUUUGAUGGGGAGUGGGCUGCACCUUAGUGCUGCCAAAGAAUCCUCUUUGGUUUUUCUGUUGAAGGAACACAGACAGGGCGGCAGGUGGCGGACACUUGAUAACCAGACGUUGUGCAAUGAUAGAGACUACAAAGAAAACCAAAAUCAGCUUCAUCACCAGCAGGAGGAAAUGGAACAGAAGAUGUCUGCUGAUCAUAUCUCUGAUCUAAACACUCUGACUGAAAUAUUUGAAAGUGUUAUGGGCUCUGUUGGUGCAGAAGUAUUUUCUUUAAAAGAUGGGAUGAAUCCAGACUCUUUCAGCACCAAAUCCCCUGCAGAUCCCACCAUGGUGUUUUUCAACAUAGACUAUGGAAUGGGAUGGAAGAUAACCAUGCUGGUGUUGAGUUCUUUGGCUCUGGUCCUAGGGACUGCUAUUCUUAUCAUCAGUGUGUACUCUAAUAGAAGGAAGAAAGUGGUUUGUGUUUUGAAGUCGUACACUCCGAGCCCAGAGAUGAGUGUUCCUGGAUCACCUGUGCCCGGUGAAAGAGUCCCGCUGACCCAGCAUGCCAUGCAGUUCCCUCACUCCAGCCCCACCUUACAGCGAGCAGAGAUCCUAAUUGAGUGGAAGGAUGGUACCGUUACCCCCCUGUACAGGUCCUGA